AUGCCCCCUUUGUCAACAACUCGAAGAAUCCAUCAAGUCCAAGGAUUGUCAUGUCUGAACGCCAAGAGAAGUGGACAUGUUGCGUCAGAGGUACCGAGAUAUGGCUUCGAGGAUGCGUACCCUCAGACAUAUGUGGAGGUUUCUCCGAGCGGUCCAUGGUACUCCGAAGAGCAACCGGCAGUGUAUUGGCAGCAGGAGAUGGCAGCAGCGCAGCGCCGCGAGGCUGCAGAGGUGCGGUUGCUGGAGUCCGAGCUCCAUGCGGCUCGCACGAGCCCGCUGGCAGCUUGGCUUCGUGGCCCGGUCACCUGCAUCGAGCACGAGGUCGUGCGGAGAAGAUAUGCGGCAAAGGUAAAGCAGAGUCUCACAGGAAAAGAGACUAAGAGCGUGGCCGCUGAUGCUUCCUCUUUGCCACUGACGGUGGGCUUCGAGUCGCUAGUCCUCGUGCAGGACAUGACGGCGGCCGAAAGGCAAAGGGAUGAGGAGGGUUUGGUGGACGGAGAGGGAGAAGGAUGUUCACGGAGCUUCGCCGACAUUCUAGGCCCGAACUGCGUCAUCAAGCGCGUGGAUAAGGAUCAAAAGGUCAUCGGCCACGCCGAGCCCGACGAGAUGCAGCAGGAGCUGGUCGCGAGAGCAGCGACUCAGAAAAGGCUCGGGGCAUGUGCAGAGCACGUCCACCAUCUGCCCAGAAAGGAGAAGCUGCAAUGGGCUCUCGACCUCAAGGACAAGGCGAACGAGUGCUACGUGCAGAGCAGAUUCGAGGAGGCAGCGCGCCUCUACAACGACUGCUUGGUGGCACUGGACUUCGAUGGCAAGGAGGAUGAGACUGCAGAGGUAGUGGCGAAACUGCAGCUACCCGUUUGCACAAACUUGGCCGCCUGCUUGAUUGAGAUGGGGAAGUACGAGGAAUGCGUACGGGCGCCAGAAGGGAUGCGGGAUGCCUUUUCACACCACGACCCAGGGAAGCUUCUCAGAAGUUAG
This is a messenger RNA of Symbiodinium necroappetens, 978 nucleotides long. The record is from the annotation of a GenBank genome assembly. Lineage: Eukaryota; Dinophyceae; Suessiales; Symbiodiniaceae.